Messenger RNA from Eucalyptus grandis, 4733 nucleotides. Its product is annotated as probable serine/threonine-protein kinase SIS8. The record is from RefSeq and is a predicted model, not a curated record. Bases 1243 to 4356 code for a protein of 1037 amino acids. The transcript is spliced from 13 exons. Gene Ontology annotation, biological process: protein phosphorylation. Lineage: Eukaryota; Viridiplantae; Streptophyta; Magnoliopsida; Myrtales; Myrtaceae. Gene Ontology annotation, molecular function: ATP binding; protein kinase activity.
AUGGGAGUGCUGACAAGUUCGUGCCUCUCUCUCUUUCUCUACUCUCUCUCUUCCAUUUACGCUUGGCUGACCACGUACUUCCCAGUCACCACUGCCCUCGAACUGCGAGUCUCCUAGAACAGCGAGAGAGGGAGGGAAUUUUUUUAGCAAAAAAGUCAGGAUUUUUCUGGACCCUUUUGGUUUUUCUUUAGAAAAAUUAAUCGAGAAGCGGUUUUCAAUGUAUUGACCGCGUUUGUAGAAUUGGAUUCAAUCGCUAUGUAGUCCUUGGCAAGGCCUUUUGUAAAAAAGAUCGUUUUUUUUAUCGUCGGAUUGCAGACUUAUUGGAGAGAGAGGGAGAGAGGGAGAGAGAGAGGGGAAGAUGAGUUUCUAAAAAAACAGGAUUUUUCUGGACCCUUUUGGUUUUUCUUUCAAAAAAUUUAGCGAGAAAGCAUAGCGGUUUUCGAUGUAUUGACCGCGUCUGUAGAGCUGGAUUCAAUCGCUAUGUAGUCCUUUGGCAAGGCUCCUCGUUAAAAAGAUCGUUUUUCUCAUCGUCGGAUUGCAGACUUUUUGGAGAGAGGGAGAUCAGUUUCCGACCAGUUUCGACUUUUUCUUUUGUGGGUUCUCUUUUUUUUUUUUUGGUGUCCCGGGACCGUGAAAUUCAUCGUGCCUCUUGGAGCUCAAGUGGGUCACUUGUUGGUUUCCUUCUUUCAACUUCUUCUUCUUCUUCUUCUUUCCUGCCCUUCUUCGAUGUCCAUGCCCGGCUUGCGGCUCCUCCUCUUUUCCACGCUGAAUAGUCUCUUCUCUUCUUCUUUCCACGCGCCCGUUUGUCUCAUUCUGGACUUCUCCUGGCACUUCUUUUCUUGAUUGUCAGCAAGGGUAAUCUCAAAUUCAACUGCUUUUGCAUCUCACGGGUUGUUGCUUUCUUUUGAGCUUGAUUUGUCUUUAGGGGGCGAAUCUUCACGUGUCUGCGAAGAGGGGGGUGUUGUCUUGCGGUUUAAGCAUCUGGGUGUCUUGAUAUCGGGCAAAUCUUUACUGGGUUUGGGUUGAAAAUGGCUUUUGGAGCGCUGGACUGUGUGGGGUUGGUCUGAGGUCAACUUUGUUCUUUUGGGGGUAGAUUCUUUUUUUGUUUUUUGUUUUUUUGAAUUGAGUGGAUUGUGGUUUGAGUGAUUGGGGAGAUUUCAUGCUUGGCCCAAGACAAUGGAGAUGUCUAUGGCCGGACUUCUAUUCCUUUAGCAUUCUUUACCGCGGCUGGGUGAGGAGGCAAUGAAGAACCUUUUCAAGAAGCUCCACAUCAUGUCGAAUCAAACAGAAGACAGGGAAGAGCUUAGUUCGUCUAUGGGCAGCAAGACCUACGACGAGGCAUCGUCGCCUGAUAGGCUCACGCAAGCGCGAUCGUAUCAUUUCGGCGAGCACAAGCCCUUUUCAGGGCUUUCUUCUUGGUUACACUCGGUUACUAAUAAGCACGGACAUGCUGGCCCAUCAUCUUCGAAUGCAUCUUCGAAUGUGAUUAAGGGAGAGCCAACGGAGCCAUCUGAUUCUGUCAGCGUCAGUGGAGCGAAUACUGAUCCGGAUGCAUCUUUGCGGGAUUCGGAGUCUAACUCUAGAGAUCCUGAUGUAGAGGAGGAGUAUCAAAUACAAUUGGCGAUGGAGAUGAGUGCUAGGGAGGAUCCUGAGGCAGUUCAAAUCGAGGCUGUCAAGCAGAUUAGUUUGGGGUCUUGUGCUCCAGAUAAUACUCCAGCCGAGGUUAUUGCUUAUAGAUACUGGAACUACAAUGCUCUUAGCUAUGAUGACAAAAUCGUGGAUGGUUUUUAUGAUCUAUAUGGGGUCCUGACUGCGUCAACCUCAGGCAGAAUGCCUUCACUUGUUGAUUUGCAAGGAACACCUGUAUCUGAAAAUAUCGCUUGGGAAGCAGUUUUGAUCAACAGAGCUGCAGAUUCAAAUUUAUUAAAACUGGAAGAGAAAGCCCUAGAGAUGGCAGUCAGAUCAAGAUCAGCAUCUCUUGGUUUGUUACAGAGUAAUUUGGUGCGAAACCUAGCUGUUUUAGUUUCGGACUACAUGGGUGGACCAGUUGCAGAUCCAGAGAACAUGUUAAGAGCAUGGCAAAGUCUUGGCUAUAGUUUGAAAUCAACCCUUGGUAGUAUGGUUUUGCCUCUUGGUUCCUUGACUAUCGGGAUGGCUCGGCAUCGUGCUUUGUUGUUUAAGGUUUUGGCCGACGGUGUAGGCAUCCGAUGCCGGUUAGUGAAGGGGCAGCAGUAUACAGGUUCAGAUGAUGUAGCAAUUAACUUUGUAAAGCUUGAUGAUGGAAGGGAGUACAUAGUUGACCUCAUGGCUGAUCCAGGCACUCUCAUACCAUCUGAUGCGACGGGUUCGCAUGCAGAAUUUGAUGAAUCAUACUUAUCAGUCAGCCCUAUGUCAGGAGAUUCAUCGCAUGCGGCCUCUUCUAGUAGCGGAGUUACCAGUUCUUAUGAAGAGCAGUUAGAAUUUGGGACUUCUGACAAGAGAUCCAGGUUCGGAACCAGUGCAGUGUCAGGAAAUGAGUCCAUUAAUGAAGGUGAAGUCCUGGCUGAUGUGAAUAUUACUAGGCCAAUCAUGGUGAAGGAAGGAGCCAAGAAUUCCCCAGAAGACCUGAAAGAUCAAUCCAAUUUGAAUAAGUUGGGGGGAAGAGAGAUCCCGGGAAGGCCUAAUUAUCCUUACACGCAUGCAAGAUCUCCUUCAUGGACGGAAGGUGUGAGCUCACCUGCUGCUCGCAGGAUGAAAGUGAAAGAUGUUUCAGAAUACAUGAUUGAUGCUGCCAAAGAGAACCCACAGUUAGCUCAGAAGCUUCACAAUGUAUUACUUGAAAGCGGUGUCAUUGCUCCACCAAACUUGUUUAGUGAAAUUUAUCCUGGGCAGUUAGAUGCAUCAACUGAGGCCAAGUCACCAGCUGAGGACAGGCCUCUGAUAGGAAGUAAGGAUGAAAAGAGCCAUCAGGUUGGAAUUCAAGACACUAAGGGUCAGGAUAGUAGAAGUGAGCCUCGCUUUUUGCCUCCUUUGCCCCCCUAUAAACCGCAUUCAAAAGCGACAACCCCUUGGGGUCCAUCAGAGCAACCUAAACCUGUAGAAGGUUUAGGAUUCAACCCUCCACUAGAACUGCGGGAAGCAACUGGGCAGUCCAUUUGGUCUCAAUCCAAUGCCACUCCACCGGUAUAUGUGAAAAAUGUCCCUGUAGCGGCAGCGGCAGCAGCGGCUGCUGCAGUGGUGGCGUCGUCCAUGGUAGUUGCUGCUGCAAAGUCGAACACGGACUCAAAUCUUGAAAUUCCUGUUGCAGCUGCUGCCACGGCAACAGCUGCAGCUGUGGUGGCAACUACUGCAGCUGUCAAUAAGCAAUAUGAAGCAGGGGUGAAAAGUGAUGGGGAUCCAGAUUCUGGUGGGUAUGAGCAACGAGGGAGUGCUAAUCGGGAGAGUGAUGCUACUGGAGUAAAUUCAGAAGGCGAGAGGGUUUCUGACAGAUCAACUAGUAAUGAUAGCACAAAAUCAGAUAUUGCCCUUGAUGAUGUUGCGGAGUGUGAGAUUCAAUGGGAGGAGAUCUCCUUGGGAGAGCGUAUAGGACUAGGAUCCUAUGGGGAGGUAUACCGUGGGGACUGGCAUGGAACCGAAGUUGCAGUUAAGAAGUUCCUAGACCAGGAUAUUUCUGGUGACUUGCUUGAAGAGUUCAAAAGUGAGGUCCGGAUAAUGAAGAAAGUUAGGCAUCCCAAUGUCGUUCUUUUCAUGGGAGCUGUAACUCGUCCUCCAAAUCUAUCAAUUAUUUCAGAGUUUCUUCACAGAGGAAGUUUAUAUAGGCUGCUACACCGGCCUAACAAUCAAUUAGAUGAGCGAAGGAGGUUAAGGAUGGCCCUUGAUGCAGCCCGGGGAAUGAAUUAUUUGCAUAACUGUAAUCCAGUUAUAGUACACCGUGACUUGAAGUCUCCCAACCUUCUUGUUGAUAAAAAUUGGGUCGUGAAGGUUUGCGAUUUUGGAUUAUCUCGGAUGAAGCAUAGCACAUACCUCUCAUCUAGGUCCGCCGCUGGAACGGCAGAGUGGAUGGCUCCGGAGGUGCUGAGAAAUGAACCUUCAGAUGAAAAGUGUGAUGUCUAUAGCUUUGGGGUCAUAUUAUGGGAGCUGUCUACGCUGCAACAACCUUGGGGGGGAAUGAAUCCUAUGCAAGUCGUUGGUGCUGUCGGCUUUCAGCACCGUCGGCUCGAUAUUCCGGAUAAUGUGGACCCUGUUGUCGCGGAUAUCAUCAAAAAGUGCUGGCAAACAGAUCCGAAAUUGAGACCGACAUUUGCUGAGAUCAUGGCUGCGCUGAAGCCCUUGCAGAAGCCCAUAACUAGCUCCAUGAUCCCGAGGCAAGCACGCUGAUGAGCAGCGAGCGCGACACUGUCCGAUUUGUUAGACGAGGUGUCCGGCCGAAGUAGCAGAAUCAUGAAUUGAACGAUGUUGGCACAUCCCAUGUCGUUUUGGAGGCGGGUCCUCCAUUGUCGGGAAACUAUGCGAAGAUCGAACUUCUGGGGAUGGUUGGUCCGACGGACGGCGAUUGAUUGGCAAUUGUGAUUUUUCUCUUUCACUGUCUUAGUUUUGCUGCCUUCCACAAGUUUGUGAAAUUCUUUGUACAGAUAUAUUUUUCUUGUUGUAUAAUCAAAUUCUUUCCUUUUUGUCUGUCAAAUGAAAAUAGUUCAUCAGAUGAUCACUUACUGGAGUUUACUGAAAAGGGCAUUUUCAUCUUACAGCUGAUGUGA